Molecule: messenger RNA, 3390 nt
Organism: Aspergillus affinis
Lineage: Eukaryota; Fungi; Ascomycota; Eurotiomycetes; Eurotiales; Aspergillaceae
Product: WD repeat protein
Exons: 1
Coding region: 1-3390 (1129 amino acids)
Biological process (GO): TOR signaling; regulation of actin cytoskeleton organization
Cellular component (GO): TORC2 complex; TORC1 complex
Molecular function (GO): protein binding
Source: RefSeq, a predicted model, not a curated record
AUGGAACCUGAAAGUACCUCGAUAAUUGAGGAGGCUAAGAACCUAUUGUCUCAAUUCAUGAAGCACUCACCCCACAAGACCCAAGAGUCUCAGAAUUAUGACGCCGGUGGUGGCUCAGAAGGCUGUGCGAUUUCGCAUAACACAUUUAGUUCUUUGGAGAAGAAAGACUCUGGUUCUCCCAUUCCACGACAAACAGCAUGUGCGAGUUCUGAGAAUUUCACGCCGGAGAGGAAGCCGGGAAAACACAACGCUUUGGCUCAACAAUCGACAUCCAAGGAGGUCUCAAACCGCCCAGCUUGUCGCCCUGAGCGCCAGCUUUCUACACACCCAAAUCCCUCGAUGGAACGCCUGAAAACUAGCCAUGAACGCACAGCUGCUCUGCCUAGAAGUGGCCGAAGAAGCUCCUUUUCACCAAAGCAGACUUCCAAAUCGGACUUGGAGAAUAACCAGGAUAGACACAACAUAUCAAGAAUACGGCGCUCCGGUCGAUCUAAAUCCGGGCCUACCAAUUAUUUCCAGCCAAUAUGUCUAUCUUCUGAGGAAGAAUCAGAUCAUAGUCAAGUCCCACCAUCGAUACCAGUUUCGCAAUGCAGGGCGUUUGACAGGGAUGCUAAGUCCCCAGGUCACAUGCACACAAUCUUCUCUUCGCAAGGACUGCAAAUCGUGAAGUCGCGCUUCAAAACAAUGGCUGAGCUUCAAGACUUGGAGCAAGCACGCUACUCGAGAGAACUGAACCCUGCAAAUUAUGCUCGAAGGAGAAUCAAGGGCCCCGAGACGGUUCUCCACAUUGACUUUGGUGAAGAUGAAAUGAAAUCCGUGUUAGAGCUGAUGUCACUUCACGGCUUACAAUGUACUGCAAACUCAGAACUAUCACUUGUUGAUCAGAUCACACUAGCCCUGUCCGGCUGCACCGUGCCUGACGAAAUAACCCGGAAAUUAUCAAGGUUAUACAAACUUUCCCAUGUGCUCACCAGCCAAGGAGUCCAUGGUGACAGCACGUCGAUUCUGAAACUAUUACAAUCCCCGGGCAAGAAGGAGCUCAUUCAUGCCAAAAGCCUAAUCGCAGAAACUUUAGAGCAAGGAGAACAAAGCUGUGGCGGUCAGUGUGAUUACCGGAUCGAGGAAAUUCACAGAUUGGCCGCCUGUCUGCAGUGUGCUUUGAAAAUCGACCGGCGCCACCAUAGGGACAUUGAUGCGUUUCUCAAGGACGCUAAGAAUGGGUGUCUCCCGUCAAUUCCGUGUGUCGUGAAGGCCAUCGCAUCUCCUACCAAACUUUCGCCACCAGACGGCAGGCUUCCUGGGAGCUCUCAAAGGUUUGCCCAAUUAUUGCAAAGUAGAGAAUUAGGAUGCAGCGUGAGCAGAAAAAUCAACUCUGAUGUUGCAAGCAACUUCAGACCCUUCAAGAAAUGGAAAGGAGCCUCGAAUGACGUGGUAGCGAUGGCGUGGUCACCCGACGGAACAAGAUUUGCAGCUGGUGCCACAGCGCAGUGCGAUGAGCACAACAUGGAAUAUAAUCGGAGAAAUAACUUGCUACUCGGGGAUUUGACCCGAAAUUGUUUGGAAGAAAUCCCCGAUCAUUGCAUCCCUCGACCGGCUGGAGGUGCAAAUCGGGCAGUGACUGAUACUCGGCUUUUUAUGAGCGUCACGGCUGUCCAAUGGUUCCAAGACUUUCUGUUUACAGGAAGUUACGAUAAUACGGUGAAGCUGUGGGAUUUGGCUGGGGGGAAAGCGUCAUGUUAUAAAACCCUCCGGCAUGAUUCCAAAGUGCUAGUCAUGGCUCGUUCGACCUUUGAACCUAAUGUGCUCGCCACUGGAACGCAUGAGAUUGGAUUGUGGAAUGUCAAAGAGUCUACAUACACUUCUCUUGAGCUUCCCCAAAAUGUCAGUAAGAAGGGCAUUGAACUGGUGCCAACAUCUUUAGCAUGGGGUACUGUUCCCUCCACUAAGAACAUACUGCUUGCUGGCUUGGCUGAAAGUGACGAUGGGAUCCCACAAAAUGGUCAUCUUGCAGCCUGGCGUGUUGAGGAAGGGAGGGCGAGUCCUCUGCCAUCAUUUUCGCCUAACUCCCAAAACAUCUUCGACAUCAAGUGGCAUCCGACUUCGGAAGCUUUUGUUACGGGGAGCUCCACGGCACAGAGAAACAUCGGGUCUGUCGUCCGUCACUACGAGCCUCUCAAAACGAGAAUGGGGAUUUACGAGUUUGAUUGUCCUGCCUUGGAUAUUAACGAGGUUACGUUCUGCCCUACCAACUCAAAUUAUGUCACGGCCAGCUGUACCGACGGUAAUACGUAUGUUUGGGAUUAUCGCUAUAACAACGAUUUUGUCCUCAAGCUCCCGCAUGGCGGGCCCCUCAAUCAAACCGACGAGACCCUCACUAGAGAGCAAGCAGAUGUGGGCGUGACUGUGGCAUUUUGGGGAAAUGAAGUCGAUCAGUUUUACACCGGGGCAUCAGACGGCAUCCUCAAGAAGUGGAAUAUCCUUAAAUCUCCGGAGGAUGCACUUGUUGACGAUAUAGCUAGCCUGGAAGAAGAGAUAACAUGUGCAACGUUAUCAGAGGAUAAAUCAAACCUCUUGGUCGGGGAUGCUGCUGGCGGCAUUCAUGUGCUGUCAUCGGGGCCCUUUUUCAACACCGACGAAAGGUCGUUCACAUUCGAAAGUGCUCCUCAACUGGCCUAUGAGGAUUACGAGACGGAGCCCGAGUCAGGUGUCAAAGCUGGACGCAAUUUGUUAGCAUCUGGUCAGCUUUCCUUGCACCCUGUAUAUGGAGUUGGACAAGGACCUCAUUACACCGGGCCUUUUGCUGCUUGGGCUCGACCGGAAGGGACAACGUGCGAGAAUAUUGCGCGAACGCAGCUCAGGAGGGAAUUGCAGAUUCGUCAACUUGACGGGACCCCCAUCAAGUACCGCAGCGGGCUGGACGAACAAUCUAGAAGGGACGUCGAGGCACAAAUUCAACUCGCCCGUAUCCGGAAUCAGAGACAAAACGAGAACAAGAGAAAGAGGGACGACUCCGCAACCACCAUGAACCGGACUGCAUUUACCCAUAAUUUCAUCGAUCUGUGCAGCGAUGACGACGACCAUGCUCGUUCUUUGACGGUCCCCUCCGGUGAGCUCAAGCGGCGAGCAAAGGCACGGAGAAGCGAGCCUCUAAUUGUGAACAUGGAAAGUGUCAUCAUCGACCUUACUGGGGAUACUGAUAGCGAGGAAGAGGCGCUUGCAGACGCUCCGCCUGGAAUGGAACUCGGUCGUGUUCCUGACCAUUUUACAUUUGACAGAGUUGACAGUUUGGAGAACGAGCGUGCCGAAGAACUAGAAGAGACACUAUGUGAGGAUUUUUGGUGGCCACCAAGCCACACGAUUGAUCCGAACAUUCAUGAUGAUGCAGUUUAG